GGCACGGAGGUGUAAUUGGUGGGCUUGUGCGACAGCCAUGUUGUUUUCUCGAGAAAAGAUCGAUAGUGGCAAAGGGUGACGACGCCGUGCGGCUGAAACAGAGCCGGCUUUUUCUUGCGGUAAAUUAAUUAAUUCUGCCAAGAUAUUCUGCACGUAUGAGGGCGAUAACGUGAUUCAAUAAUGAACAAGAUGUCACGCUACCCAUCCGACUGUAAGAUCUAUGUAGGUGAUCUUGGAAGUAAUGCCACAAAGCAGGAAUUAGAAGAUGCCUUCUCGUAUUAUGGUCCUUUGAGAAACGUAUGGGUUGCACGAAACCCUCCUGGUUUUGCGUUUGUUGAAUUUGAGGAUGCGCGUGAUGCUGAAGAUGCAGUGAGAGGGUUAGACGGUCGCACUAUUUGUGGCCGAAGAGCAAGGGUUGAACCUUCGAAUGGGAAAAGACUGAGAGAUCGGGGUGGUCCGUCAAGACGUGGCGGCGGACGUCCUUUCCAUCCAGAGGAUCGAUGCUACGAGUGUGGAGAAAGAGGACAUUAUGCAAGAGAUUGCCCACGGCAUCGCGGAUCUCGUAGGCGCAGGUCUCACUCUAGGUCACGAUCACGCUCACGAUCUCGCAGCAAACACUCCAGGUCUCGUUCAGCUUCACGAAGCCGUUCUCGCAGUCGAGGUGGUGGUCGAGAUAGGGACAGGUCUCGCAGUAAGGCCAGAUCUGUAUCUAAAGAUCGUAGUCCACGCAGAACCAAAUCCAGGUCAGCUUCGAGGUCCCGCAGCAGGUAAACGGAGCCGUGCAAUUGGAGAUCGGAAUGGGAAUGCCAAGGAAGAUUAGAAUUUAAGUUGUAUUCAAUUAGGGUAGACAUUGAUUACUGCUUCAAACAAUGCCCCAUUAUUCUGACACUCUUUCUUAUUGUUAACAAAAGAAAAGUAUGUAUAAACGUAUAAGCUGAUUCAAAAUUUGUAUGGAUAUUUUCUCUUCGUAUUAUAAUGGUACACGAUAAAUAAUAACAGUAGUAAUAAUAAUAAUAACCUAAGGUUUGACGUUUGAGUGAAAGUGUGAACAUAUUCGUAACAAUACGUGUUGACUAUCAAUAAAAAAAGCUUAUACCAUAA
Neodiprion fabricii is the source of this 1101-nucleotide messenger RNA. Its product is annotated as serine/arginine-rich splicing factor 7-like. Gene Ontology annotation, biological process: mRNA splicing, via spliceosome. The transcript is spliced from 4 exons. The record is from RefSeq and is a predicted model, not a curated record. Gene Ontology annotation, cellular component: nuclear speck. NCBI's taxonomy places the organism in Eukaryota, Metazoa, Arthropoda, Insecta, Hymenoptera, Diprionidae. Gene Ontology annotation, molecular function: RNA binding; zinc ion binding. The coding region runs from base 181 to 771 and encodes 196 amino acids.